GUUUCUUCGGCCGCUACUGCUGUUCUCUCGCUUAUACUUGCAUUCAAUCAGGUUAAUUGACCUUCUCUUUCUAUAUUCCCAAUAUCUUUCAAUUUAUCAAUUUUGUUCCUUCUCACUCUUUUGAGAUCGUAGUUAGGGUUUUGAUCCUGAAUUUUUUGGGGUUAAAUUCAUGUUUUUAAGCAUAGUAGCUAAACAUCUGUUUGGUGCUAUGGUUCUAGAUCCAUGUGUGAUUAUUUAGAGAUUGUAUUCGCUUGUGUUUGGUUUAUGGGAAUGCUUGAGAAACAUACAGAAAAUAAUUGAAAAUCUGGAAAUGGAUCUAUACUGUCUACGGUGUGGGUUGAUUCUCAUCCCAUCUGGAUGAGACAUUAUAUCAUGUAUUAUGAGUGUAUGGUAAAUUGUGAUAUAUACCAUGUAAGUAUGCACCUAAUUUCUAUUUGCUUCUUGAAGUUUCAAUUGCAACAAUCAAAUCCUUAAAAUUCUGAUUAACUUUCAAUUUAGUCAAUAUAUCCAAAUUCAUCUAUUUAUUCUGAUGAAUGACCUUUUGUAACCAACACGUGAUUUGGUAAAAGGGCAUAUUCGUUCACCAAAUGUUUUUUCUUGCAUUGGUCAGAGAACCAUAUUUCAUCAUAUCUAAUUCUUAGAUAAAGAAGAUAACUGACAUUAAAAAAGAAUACAUCGUUAAAAUUUGAGAGAGAUUGUGUGACACACAGAAAAUAUUAUCUCUUUAUUUGCAAAAAAAUAUUUUUUAUUGGACAAAAAUGCCUUGGGGCUAAGUUGGGUGAGGUUCAUUUAUCGCAACAGAUCAAUAGAUGUAGGAGAAAGGACUAACUUGAAGCUCAGUUAAAAUUUCAAGGUUUUUGUUGUUGCAAUUGAAGCUUCAGGGACUAAAUAGAAAUCAAAUAUACUUUUUAAGGGCAUAAUUUAUAAAAUACCCUUUCUUGUAAAAAUAGUUCUCCUAAUGUGCUUCAAUGCAGAGUAGCAUAUUCCUCUUAUAUAUGUGACACAGUGACAGCUACUUUGAUUUUCGUGUAUGAUUUUCUGGGGUGUUUUGUGGGUUAAUUGGUUUAUCAAUUGUUUGCUUUAUAGAGCACAAUAACAAAACUUGAUUCAUGUAACCAACCUUAAAAUGUUGGGAUAAGGUUUUGUUGAGUUGAGUUUGUUUAUCAACAGUCUAUGUGCUUUCUGAACGUGAUGCCCCCAAGUUUAGGUGCAAGGGGCUCAAUUUUGUUGUAUUCAUUACUCUUUUAAUGUACAACAUUCUGUUAAUCAUCACAUAUACAAUUGGAGAUUUGAUAUGGGAUGUGUCCUUUAUCUUUGGUGUAUUUUUGUUUCAGUGAAGCUCUCUUCCUCUACCCUCUACUAUAUCGCAUGCCAUGAGUUUUUUUUUAAUCUGGCUGUAUUUUCCAUUUCAACUCUCUUAUACUCUUGCAGAAUGGAAUCUCAAAUCAAACAUGCCAUCGUAGUGAAAGUUAUGGGUCGCACAGGAUCCAGGGGGCAGGUGACUCAGGUGAGAGUCAAGUUCAUUGAUGACCAGAACCGGUUUAUCAUGAGAAAUGUCAAGGGACCAGUCAGGGAGGGUGAUGUUCUCACCCUGCUCGAGUCUGAAAGGGAGGCAAGAAGCAGGGCAUUUGUGGUAAAACAUUUCUUUGUCUGCAAAGCAGGUUGUGAUGGAAUUCUCAAGUCCAGGUUGAAGAUGGAUCUAAAGCCACUUCAGCUCAGAACUGAUCUUGGGGUGGCUUAG
Molecule: messenger RNA, 1741 nt
Organism: Ilex paraguariensis (yerba mate)
Lineage: Eukaryota; Viridiplantae; Streptophyta; Magnoliopsida; Aquifoliales; Aquifoliaceae
Source: the annotation of a GenBank genome assembly